This is a messenger RNA of Gongylonema pulchrum, 1431 nucleotides long. NCBI's taxonomy places the organism in Eukaryota, Metazoa, Nematoda, Chromadorea, Rhabditida, Gongylonematidae. The record is from the annotation of a GenBank genome assembly.
AUGCAAGUGGGCGAUUUAUCUUUCCAUCAGGACCAAAUGGCAAGCCAACGGCUGCGCUCAAUGUUUAUGGUAAAAAGACUACAUCUUGCUUGUGUGCCAGUAAUUCCGCUGGAUGAUCACGGGAAGCCGGUGGUGCCGUACGAUGCAUCCGGCCAGCCGCUCAUCCAUCUUGCCAGCGAUGGUAUGACACCACUAACAGAGGAAGAAUAUCAGUACUCUGUGCAGUGGAACGAUUAUUACAAUCGCCUAUACAGCGCUGCUGCUAGUCAGAUACGCCCGGAGGAUAUCGAUUUGCCGCCGAAUGUCGAAUCGCCUCCACCACAGCCGCCAGCACCGCCAGAACCAGCUCCUCCGCCACCAGCUGAGACGGAAAAACCAAAGGCGGAAUCGGAUCCUGCUCUAAAGGCAAAAACGAAAAAAAUGAUUGAAAUGCAGCUCAGAUUUUCGCGCAAAAAUCUGCGUGCUCCGAAUCAGCCCAUGGCUACUACUGAAACUAAGACACAAUCCGAUGAAACCACUGUAUCAGUGGAGAACACACCAUUGUCUUCGCAGUCCAGUGAUUUCUCGGAAAAUAUGGAUAAAGCAGAGUCGUCGAAUGAACCAGCAGAGCCACCUGUUUGCAGUGAACCCAUCAAGGGUGUAUCCUCAGAUGAUGCCACAAAAACACUGUUGCCAGAAACGAAGACAGUAGACGUGGAAUCGGAAAAGAAAUCCCAUGCUUUGGAGGCACAGGAACAAAAAGGAAAUACCGCUCAAACAGAAAAUCAAGAAACAGAAGAUACUGCCGCGAAACCGAGCGCUGAUUCGCCUCAAAAUAGAGGUGAAGAAGAAGAGGAAAAAGUCGCGAAAAUAGAGCAAGUGCAAAUGCGUGGCGUGGAGGAUCCGAAAAAUCUUUCCGAAAAAUCAUCGGAAAUUGAUUUAACAGAGAUGAUAAAGAAGUCGAAGACAACAGCUGGUGAUGCUGGCGCGCCAAAAAUGCGGGAUGAAGAGCUGGAGCAUGAUCGUUCUCAGAUGCGCGAAAAGCGUGCCGGCAUAUCGCGCGAUCGCAGCGAGAGACGGUCACGGGACCGAAAAAGAAGUGGAAGUAGACUCCGUCGCUCACCGAGCCGUUCACCCUUCCGUGGCAGCUAUCGCAGAAGCCGUUCUCGAGAACUGAGGCGCAGAAGUCGCAGUCGGAGCCGCACCCCUCCGUCCGGUUUCUUUGGCAGAUAUCGCUCACGAAGUCGCGAUCGAAGAUACCAAAGCUCGUACUACGACCGUCGCUCUUACCGCCGUUUUCGGGCAGCCGAUGCUGAGGACAGAUAUUCCUAUCGAAGGCGUCGUUCCACGUCAAGGACCAGAUUAUCAAGACAUGAAAGGUUAGCAGAAAGUUUUGUGAAUUUUCAGAAGAAACUGUUUGCGCUUGGAUUUUUAUGGUACGGAGCCCUUUAA